Molecule: messenger RNA, 1032 nt
Organism: Dicentrarchus labrax (European seabass)
Lineage: Eukaryota; Metazoa; Chordata; Actinopteri; Moronidae
Product: high choriolytic enzyme 1-like
Exons: 1
Coding region: 54-854 (266 amino acids)
Biological process (GO): proteolysis
Molecular function (GO): zinc ion binding; metalloendopeptidase activity
Source: RefSeq, a predicted model, not a curated record
UGAGACAUCAAACUUCAAGGAGUCUCUCCACAGCUACCAGACCCACCCUGAAGAUGACUCCCUCUGUCAGUGUGCUGCUGCUGCUGCUCCUGCUCGGCCUCUCUCAGGCACAUCCUCUCACGGAGGAAGGAAGUGUUCCGGAGGUCCAAAUGGACGAAGACGACACUGUCGACAUCACCACCAGGAUCCUGACCUCCAACAAUGCCACCAAUGAGAUUCUGCUGGAAGGAGACUUGUUGGCUCCCAGAACCAGAAACGCCAUGACGUGCUGGUCCCAGAGCUGUCUGUGGAAGAAAGCCUCCAACGGCCUGGUGAUGAUCCCCUUCACCAUGAGCAGUGAGUUCACCAGCUGGGAAAGGCAGAAGAUCGACUACGCCAUGAAGGCCUUCCACAGCAGCACCUGCCUCCGUUUCGUCCCCCGUCAGAACGAGUACGACUACAUCAGCGUCGAGAACAGAGCCGGAUGUUUCUCCGCUCUGGGCAAAACGGGAGGCAGACAGGUCCUCUCUCUCAACAGACAGGGCUGCCUCUACCACGGCAUCAUCCAGCACGAGAUCAACCACGCUCUGGGCUUCCAGCACGAGCAGACCAGGAGCGACCGCGACUACUACGUCAGGAUCAACUGGGAGAACAUUAACCCGCAGAUGGCCUACAACUUCUACAAGCAGGCUACCAACAACCUCAACACUCCCUACGACUACUCCUCCAUCAUGCACUAUGGGAAAACAGCCUUCUCCAUCCAGCACGGCAGGGACUCCAUCACCCCCAUCCCCAACGCCAACGUGCAGAUCGGCCAGAGGAAGGGCAUGUCCUACUGGGACAUCAUGAGGAUCAACCUGCUCUACGGCUGCUGAUGACAAUACUACUGAUGCCUGAUUGAGAGUUGAGAUAUAUACUAAAUUCAAAGGAAGUCAAUCCUGUGUUCAUCAGCAGGAAUAGAUUUCAGUUCCUGUGACAUCAGUGUUAAGACAAUAGAAUAUAUGUUAAAGUAAAUGAGUAAAUGUCUUAAAUAAAAUUGACUACCAGCAUUUA